AUGAAGACCGCACUCUUUGCGCUGGCUGCGUUGGCGCCACUUGCUUCGGCACAUUUCAAGCUCAACUACCCAGCUGCCCGUGGCUUUAACGAAGACAACCUUGCCCAAUUCCCAUGCGGCUCCUUUGAUACGCCUUCCAGCAAUCGUACUGUAUGGCCAGUCUCAAAUGGCUCCAUCGGUCUAGAGAUGGGACACAUCGAUGCCAACGUCGAAGUCUUGAUCGGAUUCGGCAACAACCCCGGCUCAGCCUUCAACACCGUCCUUCGAAAGACCUUCACGGAGCAAGGCUUGGGCGCUUUCUGCAUGACGAGCUUCUCCCUCCCCGAAGGAGUAAAUGUCACUGAUGGCACCAAUGCCACCAUUCAAGUCUUGACCAACGGUGAUCCCGAUGGCGGACUUUACAACUGUGCCGAUAUCACAUUCUCGACCUCAGCACCUGACCCCGACGCUGGUGUAUGUACGAAUGGAACGGGCGUCAAGACAAUCGCAGCCACGUCCACUCAACAACCAAACGAGACGACGGAUGCAUCGACUUCAACCUCCGCUUCGGCUUCGGCGUCGGGAAGCAAGAGUGCGGCGGUUUCGGCGCUGAAUGCUGGGAUUGGCGGCUUGGCUAUGGCUGGUGCGGCAGCUUUGGCAAUUGUAUUGUGA
Molecule: messenger RNA, 651 nt
Organism: Lachnellula hyalina
Lineage: Eukaryota; Fungi; Ascomycota; Leotiomycetes; Helotiales; Lachnaceae
Exons: 2
Coding region: 1-651 (216 amino acids)
Source: RefSeq, a predicted model, not a curated record